Drosophila willistoni is the source of this 1942-nucleotide messenger RNA. RefSeq lists its product as uncharacterized. The record is from RefSeq and is a predicted model, not a curated record. The coding region runs from base 1 to 1764 and encodes 587 amino acids. NCBI's taxonomy places the organism in Eukaryota, Metazoa, Arthropoda, Insecta, Diptera, Drosophilidae. The transcript has 6 exons.
AUGGCCAAAAAGGGUGGUGUACAGCAACUUCAAGCGGAUAUCAGUUCCGAUGAAGAAUUUGAGAAAUUUCUUCAACGACCAGGACUACUGAUUCUCGAUAUCUAUUCUGAAUGGUGUGGACCUUGUCUUGGUAUGGUUGGAAGUUUGAGAAAAAUCAAACUGGAACUGGGCGGCGAUAAUCUCCAAUUAGCCAUUUGCAAGGCAGGAUCGAUUAGUUCUUUGGCCAGAUUUAAUAAGAAAAGUGAACCAACUUGGAUGUUUGUUACGAAUGGCAAAGCCAUUAAUAUAAUGUUUGGCACUGAUGUACCCAAAUUGGUGGCCAUGAUAACGAAAACAUUGGCCUCGACCAUGGCCAAGGAGACACAGCACUACCAUUUCUAUGAGAUUACGGAAUUACAGCCAAUCGAAUUGGAACAGCAACGCAUCAAGAAUCUGGAAUUGCGCCGUGCCGAAGUGAUCGAGGAGGACGAAGCGAAAAAGAAACGUAUUGAAUAUCUACGUUUCGUUACCGAUACCAUAAUGGAGAAUUUGCCCGAUAUUGGCAUUACAGUAUUUGGACCACAGGUGAAUCGGGAUAUGUUUAAAAAGCUAGCCGAACCGGCUGAUCCCUUAAAGAUUCAGUGCAAAGAUCGUAAGGUUUUCGCCAUAACGGAGAAUGAUAUGAAUACCGUUAAUUUUGCUGCCGAAAAUCCAUUAUCACGUGAAAUAAUCGAACAACUGUAUGAUAAGGAAUUGUUAAUGUGUUUUUGGAAAGUCGAAGAGAUUCUGGGAACACCGCCAAGUGUCCUAAGGCAAUAUGCCCAUGAGUUGACCAAGGAGACAAUUAAACCCCCAGAUGAAUUCAAUGAGGAAGAGAUUAUAGUUCCACCAUUAAUAGUACCCUUGGAAAUGAAUGUGGAAAUUAUAGAGGAAACUCCGGUCGCUGAGGAACAGGCAAAUGAGAAUGUUGCAAAAGAAACCACCACAAUGGAGACGACAGAUAAGGGCGAGGACCCUGAGGAGGCGGAUGAGGAUGACCAGGGAAAAGAGGAAAAAGAUGAAGUGCCUCUGGAGGCGCCAGAGCAGAAAGUGAAAACGAAAACUAUUAAAAUUCCACCCAUUUGGGUGCCAAACGAUCAGCGUACUCAUGCUGCUCUCAUUUAUACAUAUUUUCGGGCACAAACCUCAGCAUUCUUGCCACCCGAUCCGGUUCCAGAACCACCGCAUAUUAUCAUGACUUUCGAUUCGUAUAAGAAAAAGGAUUUGGCUCAUAUUUUGGAUGUAUAUCGUGAUGAUAUACCACUUUAUGGUUUCUUCACAAGCGAUAAAUGGGAAACUGCUGUUUUUAUAGCCAAUUCAGUUGACAAAUAUAAUGCCAAACCCUAUGUACCCACUGACAAAAUUAUUGUAAAAGUCAACAAAGUGAAAGGAAAUCCGGCCAUGCCGCUUCUAAUGGCGUUUGGUCCUAGCUAUGUUAGUCCCAAUUCGGUUAUUGGCCAUCAGGAGGCUGGAAAAUUCUUUCCACCAACUUAUAAAUCUGUCCUCCAAGAGGAAGCCGAAUUGCUUGCCGUGAAAACGGAAAAACCCAAAAAACGCAAAAAGAACAAGAAAGGAGCUGAGGCAGAUGCCGGGAAUGAGGACAAAAUUGAUUCGGCCAGUAAUCAGGAUCAGCAAGAGGCAAAGACUUCCCCAGAGGAGGGUGCAUCCACCACCAGCAGUGGCGAAGAUAGCUGUGAGAGUCGGCCACCAACGGCAGAUGGUCAAAAUGUUGAGGCAGUUGCCUAAGAUCCAGAGUUUGGAAACAGUUGAUGCUGAAAUUCGAUAUGUGUAUAAGUGACAGAUUGAAUUUUAAAGAACCCCUUAAAAUGUAUUACAGAAGAAUAGAAUUUGUGCAAGUAAUUUAGGAUCUACAUAUGUAUGUAGAGAGAAGACACUUCGCGACAUUUACUGAGGGUUAGGGUUA